AUGAUGAAUGCUGCACAUGCCACAGCUUCCGAAGACCUCCAAGACACCACGGAAUCUGAGACUAAAAAUCCCAAUAAAAAUGACAGCAGUGGCCCACAGAAGAAGGAAGAGGAAGGGGACCAUCCAAAGUUGAGAAAGGAGCCAGAAUCAAUAUCUGAGACGGAUCCAGCAGACGCACUGGAAUUGUGGCAAAAAUGGGUCCCCAUGGAUCCAACACUCUACCAGUUUCUUCACACGGCUCAACUCGCCAUGCUCCAGAAAAUUCACGAACUAUUUCAACAAGCAGAUAAUAAUAUUCCCUAUUGGAUUUGUGGAGGGACAUUGAUGGGGGCCAUUCGACACGGCGGGCUCAUCCCGCACGACGACGACGUCGAUAUCGAAUGUUACCAGCACGAUCUGGAACGUAUUGCCCAACUACCCGUCGAUGAUUUUUAUUCCGGAUUCAUUCCCCGAAAGGGAACUUGGAAUGGUCAUGUCGUGGCCAAACUCCUAUUUUGGAAUGGCAUGUUGGAAGUCGAUGUCUUUCCACGACCGUCACCCUUGCCAGAAGGAGAUCGGCAUUUUCCAUCCCAACCAGAAGUAUUUCCAAGGUCUCUCUACACAUUUGACAGCAACAAUCUCCUUCGGGUGUGGGGACCGAAUCGAGAACAGUGCGGGGAGUACCUCGAUCGAUGUUAUGGCCCGGAUUGGAGGGACACGGUCUGCGUCUACAAUCACGACUAUAAUUGGUAUCACGGGGCGGGAUUUGAUCCUCGCAAACAAGUCCUAUCUCUGACACGGUACAAUGCCAUUGUUCAACGAGCGGGGGUACUUUCAUCACUGCUACAAAUCGAAUCGACGGCACAAGCCACAGUGGAACGAAUGCUAGAGCAGCAUGGCAGCUGGGAACACGUUCAAGAAAAGUACAAUCAGUAUAAACGACAACGAGUCUUUCGAUGGAAUAGGGCCGCCGCAGAGUAUCGUGAGAUGUUGCAAGAGCAGCGACAGAAAGAGCAACAACAACUAGCGCAAGACGAAGAGGAAGGAGUAGAAUCAACAUGA
Seminavis robusta is the source of this 1041-nucleotide messenger RNA. NCBI's taxonomy places the organism in Eukaryota, Bacillariophyta, Bacillariophyceae, Naviculales, Naviculaceae. The record is from the annotation of a GenBank genome assembly.